Messenger RNA from Colletotrichum aenigma, 3654 nucleotides. RefSeq names its product DNA mismatch repair protein msh6 (gene msh6). The transcript has 4 exons. Bases 1 to 3654 code for a protein of 1217 amino acids. Gene Ontology annotation, biological process: mismatch repair. NCBI's taxonomy places the organism in Eukaryota, Fungi, Ascomycota, Sordariomycetes, Glomerellales, Glomerellaceae. Gene Ontology annotation, molecular function: ATP-dependent DNA damage sensor activity; mismatched DNA binding; ATP binding. The record is from RefSeq and is a predicted model, not a curated record. Gene Ontology annotation, cellular component: nucleus; MutSalpha complex.
AUGGCGCCCAAAUCAUCACCAGCGGCUCGCACACCAGCCAAAACUCCCUCGCUGAAGCGCCAGCCGUCGUCGUCUUCGGGAACUCAGAAGACUAUAGUACAGUUCUUUUCCAAGUCUGCCUCCAAGCCGACCCCCAAGCCCGCGGCCAAAGGCCCCGACUCAUCGCCAUGCCUCAGAGAGUCUGCCCGAACGAACGAACUCCCCAAGGUCAAGCAACCUCCCAGCGUGACCCCCGUCCCCAGCAGUGACGCCAUGGAGCCCUCGAGCUCCCAGGAGAAUAUGGACGGCACAGGACUCAAGGUAGCUCAGGACUCCUUGCCAUCACCGUCUAUUCCCGCUGAGACUGUGACCCCGCAGGUGUCUCGUAGCAGACCUGUUCUGCCUUCCUCUAGCCCUACGCGAAAGGGUAGAAAGGCCGUCAACUACGCUGAGCAGUCCGAUGACGAAGACGAUGACCCGUUCGAUCGCAUUAGAGCCGCAGGCACGCGUCGUCGUACUAAGACACCCGCUGUUCCAGCUGAUGAUGGCGACGAUUAUGAGGAUGCCGCCAGUAAUGAUGGGCCUGACGAGGACGAAGAAAUGGACGACUUUGUCGUGUCCGACGAGUCGGAUGCUCCCUCACGCUCUAAGAAGCGCAAGCGCCCCGAGACUACAAAGAAAACACAAUCAAGGAAGAAGACAACAGUCUCUUCGCCAAUCAAGGAAGAAGAGACCACAGACGAGGACGAGAUGAUGGAGGAGCUGCCUUCGACUUCCACUGCCCAGCAAUGGCGCUACGAUCCGAAGAGCGUUGCCUCCUCUGCUCCUCGUUCUGCCCAGGGUCCGGCGGUUCGUCGACCAGCCGCUUCCAAGCGGAAGGAGAAGGCUCACGCCACCGAGCCCGAAGCCCGAUAUCCUUGGCUGGCCAACAUCCAAGACGUUAACAAGAACUCCCCUGGCGAUCCCGAGUACGAUCCCUCCUCUGUCUACAUUCCUCCAGGAGCGUGGAGCAAGUUCUCUCCCUUUGAGAAGCAGUACUGGGAAAUCAAGCAGAAACUGUGGGAUACCGUUGUCUUCUUCAAGAAGGGCAAGUUCUACGAGCUGUACGAGAACGAUGCCACUAUUGGUCACCAGCUCUUUGACUUGAAGCUCACAGACCGUGUCAACAUGCGCAUGGUCGGUGUUCCUGAGAGCUCCCUCGACAUGUGGGUCAACCAGUUCGUUGCCAAAGGUUACAAGGUUGCUCGCGUUGAUCAGAUGGAAUCCGCCCUUGGCAAGGAGAUGAGAGAACGAGGCGAUACGUCUGCCAAGGCGAAGAAGGCGGACAAGAUCAUUCGUCGAGAGCUAGCCUGCGUCUUGACUGGCGGCACUCUGGUGGAUGGUAGCAUGCUGCAGGACGACCUGGCGACCUUUUGCGCGUGUAUCAAGGAGUCCGUCAUUGACGGCAGCCCCGCAUUCGGCAUCACGUUUGUGGAUUGCGCGACUGGCCAGUUCUUCAUCUCGGAGUUCGAGGACGAUGCCGACUUGACCAAGUUUGAGACUUUCGUUGCGCAGACCAGCCCCAGAGAGCUCAUUCUGGAGAAGUCGAGAAUUUCAACCAAGGCUCUUCGCAUCCUCAAGAACAACACUUCCCCAAUGACCAUCUGGAACUACUUGAAGUCGGCCACUGAGUUCCUUGACGCGGACAUGAGCCGCCGGGAAAUAUCCAGUGGUGGCUACUUUGCCAACGAGGACGGAGAGGAGACAUGGCCUGAUGCUUUGGCCCAGGCCAAAGACAAGGACCUGCUGAUGUCUUCUUUGGGUGGUCUUAUCCACUAUCUCAAGUUUCUGAAGAUUGAGGGUAGCCUGCUGUCGCAAGGCAACUUCGAGUGGUACACUCCCAUCCGCCGUAACGGUACUCUCAUCCUAGACGGUCAAACCCUGAUCAACUUGGAGAUUUUUGCGAACACUGUGAAUGGCGGCCCCGAAGGCACGCUCUUCACUCUUCUGAACCGAUGUGUCACUCCGUUCGGCAAGCGACUCUUCCGUCAGUGGGUUUGCCACCCGCUUUGCGAUAUCAAACGCAUCAAUGAGCGACUCGAUGCUGUCGAUAUGCUCAACUCUGAUCGAAGCGUCCGAGAACAGUUCUCGUCCCAGAUGACGAAGAUGCCGGACUUGGAGCGUCUCAUUUCCCGAAUUCACGCAACGCUCUGCAAGCCCGAAGAUUUCGUCCGUGUCUUGGAGGGUUUCGAGCAGAUUGAGUACACUAUGGGCCUGCUGGGUGCCUUUGGCGGCGGCAACGGCCUCAUCGAUCGCCUUCUCGCAUCCAUGCCUAAUCUCAACGAGCCACUGUCGUACUGGAAGACUGCUUUCGACCGGAAGAAGGCCAGAGACGAGAAGCUUCUCAUUCCGGAGCGUGGCAUUGAGGAAGACUUCGACAACAGCCAAGAUCGCAUCGAAGAGAUUAAGGAAGAAUUGCAAUCGCUUCUUGGAAGAAAGAAGUCAGAGUUGAAGUGCAAGACAAUCAAAUUCACGGAUAUCGGCAAGGAAAUCUAUCAGAUCGAAGCACCCAAGGCUGUCAAGGUGCCAAACAACUGGCGCCAAAUGUCGGCGACUGCAAGCGUCAAGCGCUACUAUUUUGAAGAGCUGACGGACUUGGUCCGUGAACUUCAGGAAGCAGAGGAGACACACUCUCAGAUCGUCAAGGAGGUUGCUACGCGCUUCUUCCAGCGCUUCGACGCUGAUUACGACACGUGGUCGCAGUCGAUCAGGAUCAUUUCUCAGCUCGACUGCCUCGUUAGUCUUUCCAAGGCUUCGUCAUCGCUGGGUGAGCCCAGUUGCCGCCCGGAAUUUGUGGACGAAGACAGGAGCGUUGUCGAGUUCGAAGAACUUCGCCACCCCUGUAUGCUUAACACAGUGUCUGACUUCAUCCCCAAUGAUGUCAAGUUGGGAGGCGAUUCUGCCAAGAUCAACCUGCUGACCGGUGCCAACGCUGCUGGCAAAUCGACAGUUCUGCGAAUGUCUUGUGUUGCUGUCAUCAUGGCGCAGAUCGGAUGCUACGUGCCCGCUGUGUCUGCACGACUUACCCCCGUUGAUCGAAUCAUGUCACGACUUGGUGCUAAUGACAACAUCUUUGCAUCUCAAUCAACAUUCUUUGUCGAACUGUCGGAGACCAAGAAGAUAUUGUCGGAAGCCACACCACGGUCUUUGGUCAUUCUGGAUGAGCUCGGACGCGGUACCAGCUCCUAUGACGGUGUCGCCGUUGCGCAGGCCGUUUUGCAUCAUGUUGCAACCCACGUAGGCUGCGUUGGCUUCUUCGCGACUCAUUAUCACUCUCUCGCCACUGAGUUUGAAAACCACCCAGAGAUUGUGCCUCGUCGUAUGCAGAUUCACGUUGACGAAGAAGAGCGUCGUGUUACUUUCCUCUACAAGUUGGAGGAAGGUGUUGCGGAGGGCAGUUUCGGAAUGCACUGCGCAGCGAUGUGUGGCAUUUCCAACCGCGUAAUCGAGCGAGCUGAGGUGGCAGCCAAAGAAUGGGAGCACACUAGCAGGCUUAAAGAGAGCCUGGAGAAAGCCAAGUCGGGUUGCUACAUCCCUCUUGGUGUGCUCAGUGAUGUGGCGUCACUGCUUAAUGGUGGCGAUGAGGUCGGGAAGAGGGGUGUUGAGGUGCUUUUGAGAGCCGUGGAGGCUCUUUAA